ACUCACUUGUUCCGCGAACUUUCGGGUCAAUACUUACCCCUACCAGACACGGAAACGGCGCGAGCGCAAAACUGAAAAUGUUCUGAACGGUUUAUUGAGACGUUUAAAGUGUGCGGUUGAAAUUGGUUUUUGGAAAUAUUCGCGUUCAAAUAAUAGUAUGAACAAGAGCUCCUCGAGGGUACCACGAACUAGUAACGCUCUGAGGCGGCUCCAAGCUGCCAGAAAUCAUCAAAAUCUAAGGGUGUCCAAGUAUAUUUUUAAUGACGAUUUCAGAGAAAGUUUACCUUCAAUCCCCAAAUUCAUUAAUAACAGUCUCUCGUCUUUUUGAAAAAAAUCAAAUUUAAAAAUUUAACAUCAAUUUAAUUUGGUUAAUCUAAAGUGGUCAAAAUGAGUAGCUACGAUAACGUUUCGAUUUUUGGAAAACUACUUACGGCUGGAACAUCUGCUUGCAUUGCCGAUGCCAUGACAUUUCCAUUGGACACUGCCAAAGUUCGAUUACAAAUUCAAGGUGAAAGGGUAGGGGCCGUCCAUAAUGGAACCGUGGCUAUUAUGAGAGCGGAAGCUCGACAACUUGGACUUUUUGGAAUGAUAGGCACCAUGGUGCGUCAAGAAGGCACAAGGAGCCUGUACAAUGGCCUAUCAGCCGGUCUGCAACGACAGAUGUGUUUCGCAUCAGUGCGAAUUGGACUAUACGACAACUUCAAGGCAUUCUACCAGCAGCUUAUUGACGGCAAACAACGAGACGGAAGCUUGAACGUUGGUGCCAGGGUUGCCGCGGGAUUAACAACAGGAGGAUUAGCCGUUCUUAUCGCCCAACCAACAGAUGUCGUCAAAGUCCGAUUCCAAGCAUCCAUCAUGGGAACUUCCUCAGUACGAUACUCAUCCACACUUCAAGCAUAUAAAAUGAUUGCAACCACGGAAGGAUUUAAAGGAUUAUGGAAAGGAACUUUUCCUAAUGUUAGCAGAAACGCUAUCGUUAACGUUUCAGAAAUUGUUUGUUAUGAUCUGAUUAAAGAUACUAUUAUGUAUAAUCAUCUUAUGAAAGAUGGUGUUCCAUUACAUUUUACUUCUGCAGUUAUUGCAGGUUUUUGUACAACCGUUGUUGCUUCUCCUGUAGACGUCGUAAAAACAAGAUAUAUGAACUCAGCUAAAGGACAAUAUAAAGGAGCAUUAGAUUGUGCUGUGAGGAUGUUUAUGCAAGAAGGAAGUAAAGCGUUUUACAAAGGAUUCACGCCGUCGUUUUACCGGUUGGUGAGUUGGAAUAUAAUGAUGUGGAUAACGUACGAGCAAAUGAAGUUGUUCGUUGGGAAUCAUUUUGGACAAAGGGAUUGAGUCUCGAUUUGAUAAAGGAA
Messenger RNA from Onthophagus taurus, 1352 nucleotides. RefSeq names its product dicarboxylate carrier UCP2-like. The record is from RefSeq and is a predicted model, not a curated record. NCBI's taxonomy places the organism in Eukaryota, Metazoa, Arthropoda, Insecta, Coleoptera, Scarabaeidae. Gene Ontology annotation, biological process: transmembrane transport.